UAUGAAAUAAAUGAAUAUGUCAAAACUAACAAGCCACAAUCAAAAUUGGAAAAGGCGGUUCAAAAAAUCAUGAGCUUGAGUAAUAGACAAAAUUUAAUUACAAAACCGUGUAAAAUAGAACAAAAAAGUCAAUUAAACCAAAAUAUAAAUAAAUAUGGGGUAAAAGAUUUAAUGAAAAUCAACACAUUUCAAACUUUGGACACAACACUAAAAAAUUCAGACAUCAAGAACAAUACGAUCCAAGCACAAGAACAAAAGGCUUCAACAAAUGAAGUCAAUCAAAGGACCGCAACGAUCACUUGUGUGGGCAAUGCGAGACAAAAUGAUGAGUUUCCCCUCGACGAUUUUUCAUUAUUGGAAGAUGAUAAAUCUAAUGAAGAAAUCAACGAGGUAGAGUUUAGUUCACCAAAAUCGAAACAAUUUUCAACUGUAAACAAUCAAGAAAAGGAAGAAGAUUUAAAUAAACUUGUUAACUCGAAGUUAAUCCAAGAGGAUAAUGAAGCUAAAAAUACUUGUGAGGAGCAAGACGAAGAAUUAAAUGUCGAGGAAGAAUGUAAGAAGUCAAUUAAAUUUAAUGAAGCUAUUGAAGAUGAGGAUAUAUUAGAAACUGUAGAUGAUGCUGAGAUUUGUGGGGAAUAUAAUGACGAUAUUUUUAACACAAAGCAGAAUCUUGUUCAUAAGAAUAACACAAAAGAGAUUAAUGGUGAUAAAAUAAAUAGGAAUAUUUUUGAGGAAGAAGAAGAUGAGAUUAUGAAUAAUAUAGAAAGGGAGGAUAAUGAUGUUGUUGUGUUAAAUACAGAUGAAGAAGAAGUGAAGAGCAUUAAAGAAGAUGAUAUUAAAGUUAUUGAAGAAACUUCCAAAAAUGAGAAUAAUGAUAAAAAUAUUAACGCUGUAGAAAAUCCAGAAGUAAUUGUUGUUGAGGAUGACGAGAUAAUUGUUGAUUUUGUUAAGAUAAAUAAUGAGGAAAGUGUGUUGGAUGAGGAGGAAAAUGUUUUGAUUGAAAAGGAAAUGGAAAAGAGGUUCCAAGAAAGCUUUAUCGAUGCAAACUUGGAAUUUGGUAAUGUAUCUAUAGAGGAAAAAGUAGCAGAAAUUGUAUUGAAACAUUCAAAUAUGGAAUAUGCAAAAUUAGCUUCAACUGAAUCAACUUUAGAAAGAAUAAAUCAAUCAAUGCAACUGAUUAAAAUGGAUGGUCAAGAGAAAGAUAUAUUUGUGGAAUGUGUUCUAAAAAUUGUUCAAUGUGCUUCUGUUGAGGAAAAAGUUAUUGUGCCGCCUUUGCCAAUUACAAAUUCCCUUGAGGAACCUAUGACUUCUACAAAAGCAGCUCAGAUUAAUGCAUUAGAAGCUGAAUUAAUUGAGCCUAUACAAACAUCUAAACAACAACAACAGACACGACGUCGCCGACAAAAGUCAACUUCAAAUACUUCACAAAAAACCAAACUUGCAAAAACACAAUUGAAAAUACCACAACACUUACCAGCUACUAAAACUGCAGCAUUGCCUCCUCCUCCAAGAAAUUUGCGAAGUUCUACAGCUAAGAAAAUAAUUGAAGAAGAAAUGGAGGCACCUACAACAAUAACAAAAACUGAAGAGGAAGAAAUUAAGACAGUUGCUGGUGAAGAAUUAGCGUCUACAGUUGCUCCUAUUGGUUCGAGAAAACGCAAGAGAAAUGUGAGUGAAUUCUUGAAGCCUCCCCAAACUGACACUAAUGACCAGCAGCAUGUUGAGGAUGAAGGACCUCCUGCUAAAAAUUUACGUCGAUCUUCGCAUUCAAGCCCCUCUUCUCAAACUGAGCCUAAAACUUCAACAGAAUCCAAGAAAGCUUCUAAACAACACGAUUCUGCUUCACUCACUCCUGAGAUUUUGUCGGUUAAAGAAAAAGCUGAAGCUCCUGUCAAAAUUGAGCAGGAGCAGCCUAUUGUACCAAUAAAAACACCUCCACCACCACCCUUACAACUUUCAACACCAACUCUUCAUUCUCAUGUUGCUGCGACUGCAAAAUUGCGCUCAUCUUUGCGUAGAGCAGCGCUUGCGAGCGCUACUCCAUCUCCAGCUGUUGACAGCGUUGGUACAAAUGGACUUUUCCUCCGCCCAGGCAACCACUCUUCUAGUGAAGUUAUUCCCAAAGAAGUAUUACUAACUCUUUGGAAAGAUAUUCGUACACAUCGUCACUCUUAUGUAUUUGAUCAGCCAGUAGAUGAAGGGGAAGUACCUGGUUAUCAUUCAGCUAUAAAAAAACCUAUGGAUUUAAAUACAUUAUUUCAACUUAUUGAAUCUUUUACUAUACAAACAUUUGGUCAAUUCACUCAUCAUAUUUUGAAAAUUUUUGCUAAUGCAGUAAUGUACAACAGUACUGGCCAUCAUGUUAAUACAUGUGCCAAGGAGAUGCUAGCUUAUGCUUUGAAGUGUAUUGAGAAAAUAUUUUAUAAUGGUUAA
Molecule: messenger RNA, 2433 nt
Organism: Meloidogyne enterolobii
Lineage: Eukaryota; Metazoa; Nematoda; Chromadorea; Rhabditida; Meloidogynidae
Source: the annotation of a GenBank genome assembly